This is a messenger RNA of Thyridium curvatum, 1524 nucleotides long. RefSeq lists its product as uncharacterized. Lineage: Eukaryota; Fungi; Ascomycota; Sordariomycetes; Thyridiales; Thyridiaceae. Gene Ontology annotation, cellular component: membrane. Gene Ontology annotation, biological process: carbohydrate transport; transmembrane transport. The transcript is spliced from 7 exons. Gene Ontology annotation, molecular function: carbohydrate:proton symporter activity. The record is from RefSeq and is a predicted model, not a curated record. Bases 1 to 1524 code for a protein of 507 amino acids.
AUGGCCGAGAAAGAUAAGCAGCAGCAGCAGAUCAGCUGGUACACCUGGGGGUGUGCCCUCUUUGCCGCCGUUGGAUCUUUACUUUACGGUAUUGAUUCAGGUAUCGUCUCGACAGUCAUCGCCCAACCAAGAUUUGUCCACUACUUUGAUCCGUUCACUCCCAGUAUCAAGGGUGCCCUCGUCAGCACGUUCGGUGCAGGUUCUGUAUUCGGUGUCUGGUUUGCCGCCUGGAGUGCAGAUGCCAUCGGCCGCAAGAGGACCAUUGCCAUCGCGGCCGCGAUUGCCGUGAUUGCAGGCAUCAUUCAAGCCGCCGCUGUGCACAUCGGUAUGCUCAUCGCUGGGCGCAUCAUCGGUGGCUUCGCUGUCGGUAUCAUGAACGUGACUAUUCCCAUCUACAACUCAGAGAUUGCCCCGCCCGCAAAGCGUGGCAUGAUAGCCGGGCUGCACGCCCAAUUCGUUGGUUUCGGUUUCGCAACUGCUAACUGGGUUGGAUUUGGUUGUUCUUACUCUACCUCCGACUUCCAGUGGCGUUUUCCACUCGCCUUCCAGUGCCUACCCGCCAUCAUCGUCCUGGUCGGUAUCUACUUCUUGCCAUUCUCUCCCCGCUGGCUGCUCGAGAAGGAGCGCGACGACGAGGCAUACGAAGUCAUCAAGCGCCUCCACGGAAACAUUGGUCAUGAUGACACCUUCUUCCGAGCCGAGUUCAGCCAGAUGCGGGAGCAGAUUCGUUUCGAGAAGUCUGUUACCAACAUCGGCUGGGGCGAGGUGUUCAGGACCCCCAGCAACAGGAAGAGGCUACUGCUUGCCGUCCUCGUCCAGGUCUUUACGCAACUCAGUGGUAUCAAUGUCGUCAACUACUACCAGACCGACCUGUACAAGAGCUUGGGCAUGUCGGGCCACAUGCCUACAUUGCUGGCUGGUAUCUACGGUCUGGUCGGCCCUCUUGCCAACUUGAUCUGUCUCUACUACGUCGACAGCUGGGGCCGCAAGAAGACUCUUUGGAUCACAGGCCUCUUCAUGACGCUAGACAUAGCUCUCGUCAUGGGUCUGUCCGGUGGCUAUGGCUCGUCGGAUAACACUGUCGCCAAGGGCUUCACCAUCGCCUUCAUCUUCUGUUUUACCGCCAUUUACUCACUCGGUUACAACUCGAUCCACUACAUCUACGUCCCCGAAAUCAUGACGAUGGCAAUCCGUGCCAAGGGCUCCGCCGUCGCCGUCAUCUGCAACGUCUGCAUCAACAUCAUCUUUAAUCAAGUGUCGCCCAUCGCCUUCAGCGAGGUUGGCUACAAGUACUACUCGCUCUUUAUCUGCACCAACUUUGUCGGCGCCAUCGUCGUCUUUGCCAUCUUCCCCGAGACCAAGGGCAAAUCUCUCGAGGAGAUUGCCCAGAUCUUUGGUGACGAGGUCGUUGUCGCCGACCUGAACCGCGUCCAGGACAAGGUUGGGGAGAACGACGAGGAGCACCAUCAGGCUGAGCAUGCGGACGGCCAGGAGAUUACUCCUCAGCAGCCCAAGACGACGUAA